AUGGCCGACACUCACCUCCAGAACAUCAUACCAUUCUCCGAUACCACGAAGCUCCACAUCGUGUACAACGAGUACCUCGCCGAACUCGCGCAUGUGGGUGCAAACUGCCUUGACACUGAUCCCGAAGGUGUGGCGUCCACAAUAGCCUACUUUUGCGAUGCGUACCGUCAAGUGAAAAGCGCUCGUGGAGACAUCGAAGCUCGUCUUCGCACAGGUACCGAUCUCUUGGUGGACUUCGCCCUUGGCACAUUUGGACACCAACUUGUUCCCGGAAGCGGUGCCAAAUGUGAGGGACGCACCGAAGCGCAGUUCUGGAUUCCACCUUCCGAGAAUGGACCGAAUCGAAUUCCUCGCACGGAUAUGGCGCUCGUCUUCUUCAUCGAACUUGACCGCAAUCUCGAGGUCCAUGAAGUGAAACUCCUCGAAGAGACCUGGUUUUUCAACGAUCCCUGGUGGGAGGAUCCUCUGAUGAUCGGGUUCGCGGCUGGGUUCGUUGAACACAAGAGGGAGGAGCAAGUCAAGACGGCGGUGAAUCAGAUCUUGAUGGAUCUCGUUUCAUCAGCACGCUUCACCUAUUUCAUCGGGCUUCGUGACUUGCCUAUCUGGGGGUGCGUGGUGACGGAGCGCGCGUUCACUAUCUUCCGCACCAAGCCGACUCCACCAAACGAAAAGAUCGACAUCUACAGAUACGAAUCUUGGCCCAUUCGCACGUUCUCUGACUACAUGAAACUCUACUUCUUCUUCGCCGACGUGCGCAACAGCACUCUCGAAUUCUUGGCUAACCGGAAACUCAACACCGACGACAUCCCGUUCAACCCGAACGAUACCUGGCGGACUGGUCACGAUGCGAUUGUCGGGGACGGCGACAGGACUGGGCCUGGUGGCAACGUCGGCGGUGGAGGUACGGGUGGCGGCAAUGGUGGAAGUGCGGGCCAUAGUGGCAAUGCUGGUGGUGGUGGCAACAGUCAAGAUGCGGCUAGGGAUGACGGUGAAGAUUAUGUUGACUUUGGCGAGGACGAUGGCGGCAAUGGUGAAGUGAGCGACGGGACCGCCAGCAGACGCAGCCCUGCAUUAGCGACCCCUGCCGAUGGUGUUUAUAGCCUCAACUCGAACAUCGUGGCCCCCAAACCUGUGGCCGCCAAACCUGUGACGCCAUUGGUGCAUGGUCUAUUCACAAACCAAGGAGACCUGUCAUUCACGGUGUCGAAGGGACACGCGCUCGAUGAUCUUGAUAUUGGGGUCUCCGCAUCAGAGUUUCUGGAUUAG
Messenger RNA from Peniophora sp. CBMAI 1063, 1266 nucleotides. The record is from the annotation of a GenBank genome assembly. Lineage: Eukaryota; Fungi; Basidiomycota; Agaricomycetes; Russulales; Peniophoraceae.